AUGAAGAAGUCAAUCAGUUCGGCUGUGAACAAGGCUGUGGAGGGGAAUGCUUGGAAGAAGUUUACGGAUGUAUCUGUGGGCAGGGGCAAAACUGUGUAUCCUAAAAGCUCAGCGGAGCAGGAACGAAUCGGAGUUCGUUGGGACUUCGAUGGGGAGGUUUCCAAAGCGGAUGGUGUAUACAACAAGUUCCAGAUGCAGCCCAACGCCGGGAAAAUCCCAUCUUCCAUCAAACAAUGGAGGGAACAAAAUGGCGGCACACACUCCGUCAUGGCCGACGCCUUGGUGAAGAAAGGAGGCACACAGGAUGAUGUCAAAAAGGCACUUGAGGACGCAGCAAAGUCCAUCUAG
Didymella exigua CBS 183.55 is the source of this 348-nucleotide messenger RNA. RefSeq lists its product as uncharacterized. The transcript has a single exon. The record is from RefSeq and is a predicted model, not a curated record. The coding region runs from base 1 to 348 and encodes 115 amino acids. Lineage: Eukaryota; Fungi; Ascomycota; Dothideomycetes; Pleosporales; Didymellaceae.